Messenger RNA from Staurois parvus, 726 nucleotides. The record is from the annotation of a GenBank genome assembly. Lineage: Eukaryota; Metazoa; Chordata; Amphibia; Anura; Ranidae.
AUGUCCGGCUCUGAGAGAAGUCUAGCUAAAGGCAGUGCGGCCCCAUGCCCAGUCCCACAAGGAUUGAUUCGCCUAUACAGCAUGAGAUUCUGCCCCUUUGCCCAGAGAGCAAGACUUGUCCUAAUUGCCAAAGGAAUCAAUCAUGAAGUAGUGAACAUCAAUCUGAAGAACAAACCGGACUGGUAUUUGGAGAAGAAUCCCUUGGGUCUGGUACCUACCAUUGAGACCUCUGAUGGGAAGAUCAUCUAUGAAUCGCCAAUUGUUUGUGAAUACCUGGAUGAAGUGUUUCCUGGGACUAAGCUGAUUCCAUCUGACCCCUAUGCAAAAGCUGAACAGAAGAUGUUGAUGGAAGCUUUUUCUACAGUAUGUACGAUGAGAAUAUGUGUGAUUUGGGUGAAAAAUAAUGAAGACACAACUGAAUUAAAAUCACAGUUCCUUGAGAAGCUGAAAAAACUGGAAGAGGCACUGGCUAAGAAGAACACACCAUACUUUGGUGGUGAAUCUGUGUCCUUUAUUGAUUACAUGGUUUGGCCCUGGUUUGAAAGGUUCAGCCUUUUUGUAUUCGAAGGUGUUUUGGAUAAGACUCCUAACAUCAAAGCUUGGCAUGAUCGUAUGCUACAAGAUCCAGCUGUCAAGGCAACCUUCACUGCUCCAGAACUAGUCUUGGGAUUUUUCAAGCUCUAUGCUGAGGACAGUGUGGAUGCUGUUGAUUAUGGCCUUAAUUAG